Molecule: messenger RNA, 2133 nt
Organism: Colletotrichum lupini
Lineage: Eukaryota; Fungi; Ascomycota; Sordariomycetes; Glomerellales; Glomerellaceae
Exons: 16
Coding region: 1-2133 (710 amino acids)
Source: RefSeq, a predicted model, not a curated record
AUGCGCCUUGUACUUCGUAGUCGCCCGUCGUCUGGAGGUCGGCGCCAAUUUUGGACCAAUGACACGCCGGGGAGUUCCAAUUUGGUCACUCCUGCCGUGCAGCCUCGGUACGUACCUGGCCUGUUGGAUUUAGUUCAUUUCAAUCUUUUUGCCUCUUGCCCUCUUCACCACUGCUGGUUCGGGUUCAUGGUUCAUGGUCUCAUGGAUCUGCCCAAUGUGUAUCCCAGAUCCGUUUGCCUACAUAUAUGUCUGUUGCAAUUGCUUGCCUCAGUCAGAGUUGUAGUCACGAAAUGUUCCGUCAUUUCUCGCCACUGUUUGGAGUUCUUGUCCCUGAUUAAGCUGCUGCCGGCGUUGCAAUGCGCCGUCGCAGUGGCGGCGGGAUUCCGUCUUCCAUUGAUGGGUGCUUAUUUCCGGCUCACUGUCAGUCUAGUGAUUGUUUCUGUGCCUCAAGGCUCAGCGAAAUACCUCUCUGCACUUCCUCCUCCUCCGGUUGCCUGGCUUCUCAGUGACAUGCAGUGGCAUGUCUACACAUCACACGCACGCACUUACACACAAACGGUUACAGCGAUCAUGCACACUAGUACCAACACGCAGACACGGGCUCUCAAGCCAUCUCUCAACGCCGCCAGGACUGGGCGCAAAGUUGCGGUGCGCAACGCCCAAUCACCACUAUUGUUUCCUUUUAGCAACCCCGAGUGCCAGCGCGAACUCCCGAGCCCCUUGUCUCGCUGUGAUACCGAAGAAAAGAGUCUGAACUCUGUAACCGAACAGCCGCCGUCGUCCUGUCCUGCCCUCGGCGGCGGCCUCGUCUCUGGGCUGUCAGAUCUCGCCCUGGAGGGCUGGCUCAUCUCUGGAGGCGAGAGCCUCCUGGCGUCCUGUGCUUUUUUUUUCUUGCUUGCCUUUCCCUGCCUUGCUCCCCCUCCACCCUUGCAACGAAAUACCGAGACUCUGGUGCUGCUUGUGCCCUGUGUCAGCAUUUCCAGUCCACAUAACACAUUCCUCACGAGAACCCAAAAUACCCUCCACUCAAAUUUGUGUAGGCAAAUUCCGAUCGACUCUCGGCCGGGAUCGUGGGUUUCCGUGGCCAAUCUGUUGAACCAGGCCAAUAUCCUUACCGACAACUGGAACAUGAUGUUUCUGAACCAUACUUCGUACGUCUUCGGUUACUACCCACGGAGUACCGACGGCUUGCGCGACAUGCCACUGCCACAGCCUGCUUUGAACCACCAUCUUUUCGAGCAAGAAAAGCCGCCGCCGCCCUUUGUGGUGCCCGCGGCUCCGGCCUUAGCCGCCAAAACAUGCUCGGGAUACACGCUGUCCUUUCGCUGUCUUUGCCCUUCUGAACACGCCGUAACUGAACACAGCCUUCUUUGUGGCUCCUUCCCUCGGCGGCAACGAAACGCUGCGGGCGCCUGUAGUGUGUCCUCCUCCUCCCCCUCGAGUCCAUUAUCUCUCUCUCUAUUUGCACUCAUCAGCUCGAGUUUGUCCCUCGGUCUCGCCGCCGGACCCCCAAUUGCGGUAUUCAGUUGCGCGCGGCCAGACAAGCAAGGCAGGAUGGAGACCUUUAUUUCAUUUGUCGGAAACAGAAUUUGCAACUUCUCCAUAGAGUCCAUUCUCUCUCCUAAAUCAAGGGACCUUUUGGACGAACGAAAAUGGAGGUAUCCGACUUUGGGGCUCAGCGCAGGCUUUUAUCUGUCGGCGGCUGACCGAGCAGAGGGGAGACGCGUCGUAGCCAGUCCCGAUAACGGCUCGCUACAUCUUUCUCGAGUAGAGAGGACUCGACAUCACGAGUCACAUGGAAAAGAUACUCUCUUUUCCGGUGGGCUGAUUCGGCUAGGGAAUUCGAUCGACUCUGGCCUCGUGGCAAUACUAGGAACCAGAGACAAGAUUGACAAGCCACACCUAAAGGCAACAUUCCAGAGUCUCCCAGGGCGGCAGGCCUACCAGAGAGAAAGAGAAACCGAAGGGGGGCACUCAGGGGCAGACGGGGGUGAGGGCGAAAAUCCCGUUCUUGACAACCAGAGACAUCCCUCCUCCAGUCUUGCCAGCCAGAUCCCUGCGCGUCCUCGUAUGGGAGAUGCCGAGGCAGGGCAGAGCCAUCGUGGCUCCUCCAUGGAUGAUACCUCUACCUGA